CGUAGUUGCGUGCGUCGUUUAGUUCGAAGCAGUCAUUGUUUGUAUUUAGUCGUGGUUACAACCGGUAGUGCCUUUCAUUCGAGUUUACCGGAUGAUCGAAGAAACAACAAGUUUUUCAAUAAAUCGAAGGAACAAACAGACGACUGGCAUUAUUUUAUUUUCAUUUUUUUUUUCUAUAGAAUAUGGCAAUAAUAUUUCGACCAUAUUCAAUAAUAUUCAAUCUUUAUAAGGAAUACAUCUAAACCAGGAAGAAAACUUUGCCAAGAAAAAGAAAAAAGAAUUGCGGAUAUAUCAUCGUAAUUUAAUGUAAAAAGGACUUUGAAGUAAAGAGACUUAUCUAAUAACAUUGAGUUCAGAUCAGAUCGAAUUCAAAGAAUUAAGAAGAAAUAGAAGAAGAAAAAGAAGAAGAAGAAGAAGAAGAAGGGGUGGUGGUGAAGAGAAGAGAAGAGGAUAAAGAAAAACAGAUUUCCUUGAUCUUUGCCCAUAUACGUGAAACAAGAAUGGCAAACGUUUCGGGAAUUACUAAGGAGGAAACAACUAUCAUAAAAGGGAAACCAGCAACCCUCGUACGACGAGUUUCCAACAUGCUUAAAGAUGGAAAUUAUAGCGGACCACCGUUACUCUUUAGAAACGCAUCGAUGCAAAAACUCCGCCAUUGCUGCCAGAAUUUGAAUCUUUUUCCGUAUCUGCUUUACUCGUACGAUAAUUCGAAGUCCCAUCCGGUUGCAAAAAGGGUGAAUGUAUGUAUCGGCGAAUUGGUACGAAGCCUCGUUAAACGAUUCUUAUAUUUUUACAAGUUUAUACGAUAUACAACUUUGUAUAACGACAAUAACAGCAAUAAGGAUAGCAACGUUAUUGCUAAAAAGAUUUCAAUUGAAUCGAAAAAAGAUAAAACUAAGGAACUUGGGCUAGUAGACGAUGAACGAAAAUCAAUAAACAAAUUCCAAUGUUUCCAACGUCAGAGACGAAAUCAAAUCUCGAUCUUCCUUACAAUUGCUAUUUAUCUAAUACCAUUGAUAUUAGCCUUGCAAAUGGCUGUACUUUAUUCGUUAUUGAUAUUAGAAAAGUACACGCCUGGUUUCGUUUUCCUCGUUAGCGCUCUCAUGUUCUCGGCCGGCAUCGCAUUUAGAAUUUUCUUUCACGAGAGUAAAAGCAAAAAAUAUUCAAGAAACAAUUCAAUAGAUAAUAAAAAUAAUAGGAUUAUCAAGGGGAAAAAAAUUCAGUGAUAUACUUUUAAGAAUUAUAAAAUGAUUCAUUUAAACAAAUAGAUAUUACUAUGCUGUACGGCCAAAACCUUCGUCAGACGGUGAAACGAUUGAAGAAUAUCAACGACUAGACAGACUCUCGAAGGUCUUGGCCAUUUUUGACUCGAAACGAAGCUUAGACGGUUCGAAUACAAUAAGGAGAAAGAAAGAGAAAAACACGCAUAAAGUAGAUAGAUAGGUAUUAAAUAUAGAUUGAUGAAUACGCAGAAUAAGUGGUUCCUCUUAAUGAGAAAAUUAACGCUGAGAAUUUCUUAUAUUCGUAUUUUAAAUUUAUCUUUCUAACUUUCACCAACACGUACUAUCGCAUUUCGUUAAUUUCUUUUUUAUGCAAAACGUAUGUAUAUAUGUAUAUUGGGUUUUUUCGCCUAAUUCGACUACCAAAAAUAUUCUAUUCGAAGGCGCCGUUAUAACGAAAGGUCGAAUUUCUUUUCUAUAAAAUGGAACUGAAUAUUUAUAUUAGAAUAUUCUUAUAAUUUAUAAAAAUAACGAAUCCAACGAUGAACAACAUAUUGACCAUUAAGUGACCUUCUCCGAGAAAAUUGUGAAAUGUUUAUCAGGAAUUCUAAUCAAAUGCAAAUCAACGUAUAAGACACACUCAUACAAGCAAAAAUUCUUCUCAUGUACAAAGGAAACCAUUUUUCAAAUUUCUCGACAAAGAUCAUCUGAUGGUCCGAUGUCGUACAUCAUUGGAUUUAUUUUUUUAUAAGCUAUAAGAAUAUUUUAGUAUAAAUAUGCAGAUUUUGAAAAAAAUUCGUCUUUUCACUAUAUCGGCGCCUUCUAAUAGAAUAUUUUUUUUCCUCUGACAUUUUAUUCUAUCUUACGAAAUAAAUGAGAUAUGUUAAAUGGUCGAGUUAGACGAAAAAAAUAUCCUGUAUCAUAGAUAUAUUAUAUAUAAUAUAUAUACUUAUACGUAAUUUAUAUAAUAUGUAUAUAUUUGUAUAUAAUAUAUGUUUCUAUAUAUAUAUAUAUACACACAUAAUUAUAGAAAUUCUUUUUUCGAAUGUUUGCGCUUUAAGCUGAUAGUUAAAAUCAGUGAUUGAGCCGUACAAUUGGCCUUAAGAACUCAAAUAAUUAAUAAUUAAGUCUUUCUUUAAUAUCAUUUAUAUCAUUCUUACUUUAAUCUUUCUUUUCUUCCUUCUUUGUACUUUAGAUCAAACGGACUUGCUACGUGUGCAAGCCGUUAUGCAUCGUUAGAGAAUAGAUCAGCGUUAUAUAUUUAUUAAAUAUAUUAUAUACAUAUAUUAUAUACAUAUAUUAUAUAAAUGUAUAGAUUUAAAUCGUGCAACUGCGACUUCGUUAGAUUAAUUAAUUUCGCCAAAGCAAUUUUUUCUUUGACAAAUUUCAAUCGAUUGUCGCGUCAAAUAUUGUCGGAUUAAUUUUGAAUUAGUCUCGCCACAUAUAUACGUAUGUACGUACCCAUUUAUUAUUUACUAUACUUUAGCGUUUAAAUCCGCGUUCAUCGAUAUUAUUAUAUUAAUUAAGAGAACUAUCUAAUCCUCUAUGCUGCAUAAGACUGACAACAAUUGUUUUAACGUAUAAUGUUUAUGUAAAUAUAAUAUUUAAAAAAAAAAAAAAAAAGAAAAUAUUUAAGGGAAAUGAGAU
Polistes canadensis is the source of this 2867-nucleotide messenger RNA. RefSeq lists its product as uncharacterized. The coding region runs from base 501 to 1226 and encodes 241 amino acids. The record is from RefSeq and is a predicted model, not a curated record. The transcript is spliced from 3 exons. NCBI's taxonomy places the organism in Eukaryota, Metazoa, Arthropoda, Insecta, Hymenoptera, Vespidae.